AGUCAGGAAAAGCAUUUAGUCAAAACCCUAGUCCGCACGUAGUUUCUCCUCCAAAUUCACCCAACUAUGGCAAGGAACAACGCUGCAAAAAUACCUGAAGAAAUCAUAUUUGACAUACUAUUGUGGCUGCCUGCAAAGUUCAUAGGCCAAUUUAGGUGCGUGUCAAAGCAAUGGAGCAAGUUUCUCUCAGACCCACAAUUCAUCAAAGCUCACCUCGCUCUCCAUUCCCACAAACAUGAAGAAGAUAAGCUCAUUGUUGUUGAUUGUUCUCUUCACACUAUCACCUUUACCCACAAUACCCAAGAUGAUUUUGAUGCCAUAUCAAGAAAGCUUGAUUUUCAGCAGCUCUCAGACAACUGGGUAAGUGUUGAUGGCUCAUGUAAUGGCUUGGUCUUGGCGAUUAAUAGGGAAGGGGUUAAAUAUUUGAUCAACCCCACUACCUUAAAGUACCAUAAAAUUCCAAAUUUUGAUUUGGCUCUUCCUGUGCCUGGCAUUGGUAGUUUUAGCAUGUAUGGUUUAGGGUACGAUGUUGUUAGUGAUGAUUAUAAGGUGGUUACGAUUUCUUAUUAUAAUGAUGUGGAUGAGACUGUUAUAGUUGACACUUUUGUGGAUAUCUACUCUGUGAGAAAGGGUCUUUGGAGGAGACUUGAGAUUUCUCCUUAUGAUCAUUCAGUAACUGACCUUGCUUCUGGGGUUUUUGUAAAUGGGGCUUUGCAUUGGUUGGCUAGUAAGAAAACUUCUGAUGAGUCGUGUGUAAUUGCUGCUUUUCAUUUAAGUGAUGAGAAAUUCUUGGAGGUGCCACUACCUGCUAUGGAUUACAAUUACUCUUUGUUUGAACUUGUGGCUCUUAGAGGGCGUCUUUGUAUGUUCACCAAUCUAACUGUAGACACAAUCACAAUCUGUUCGAUGGAAGACUAUGGGGUUAAGGAGUCUUGGACCAUAUUUAGGCUUACGGCACCGAGUUUACAUGAUUAUUUUUGGACACCAUUGUGUUCAAUGACUGAUGAUGAUAUUGUAAUGGAUGUCGAAGAAAAGUUGGUUCUCUACAAUAUGAAAGAGAAUGAGUUGUGGGAUUUGAUGGUUGAUGUAAGUCCUGCUUUGAAUAAAGCUCGAACCUUCAUAGAAAGUCUUGUUUGUCCUUCCUUUGGCAAUGGAACCGAGGGUCAAUAUAAUGCUUGAUGCACGAAAUGAUUGUCCGGAUAGUGCUCGUCUGUAUCCAGAAAUAUGCUGUUAAUUUCAGGUUUUAACUUAUUUGCUGACAAGAGGGGGUUGCUCAUAUGGUCAGCACUCCUCACCUACAAUCCGAGGGUCGUGAACACCAAAAGAGCAAUAGCUCCAACAGAAAGGGAUCAAAGGGAAGGGGAAUUAAAAAAAAUUAUUUGCUACAGUAGGAGUGAAUUGUCUGCUGUAUUAUCCACCUUUAUCCUCUUUCUCCUGUAGAUUAUUCAAAAGCCACUGUAUUUGCUUUGUCUAGAGAAACUAUGCUUGCAAUUCUGAUAAGUAACUAUUUCUGCAGUAGUAUCAAUGAUGCACCUUUGUCCUCUUUCUCAGGCUGCUAUCAUAUUUAUAAGUGUGUGAAACUUUAGCCUGAAGAAUCCCCUGCCCCCUGCCAACUCCCCUAAAAAAUUGGUUUAAUUAAUUAGAAUUAAUCGUCAAGGGUAAAGGGAAGCAUUUCAUGGCUUUACAUCAGUUUCUCGUUAUGCCACAUAAAACCGAAUUGACACUGUUCUUAUGCUUGCAUAGGAACAAAAUCUGCUUCCACAGUAGACUUGCAUUUGUGGUUUAUAUAUGGUGAAGUACAUAAAAGCAGUACUGUAGCGCCGGCAGGAGAAACAUUCCCCUUUUGAGCAAACCCUCACACUUGAGAUUUAUUUGUUGACUGUUUACUCAGUUGAGUCUCUCAACAUUCGAAUGUUCUGACUAACUAUUUGUAUGCUCAUUUUACAAGAGGGUUUACAUUAUGUUUUCUUAUCAUGUGAAAGCACCAGUAAUGCCCUUUGAAUUGCAGUACCAAAAAUCUAUUUUUGCUAUGUUUUAGUUUAUUAGAUAUUGCUGUCUGAUUCUCUUCUUUCUGUUGUUGGCUGGAAAAUGUUAAAGAUCACUAGAACAGGGUAGAAACUUAAACAUGCAAUUGGCUACGUUGGAUCUUGGAUAGUACUAGAUGCCAAUGGCUAGCACUUUAGUUACAUUACAUGAUGGAAUGAUAACAGAAAAUUAAUGAAUUUUAUCUGCGUUGACAGGAAAAGAGAAAAACAUUGAGAAGGAACAUGAGAUUUCUUUAGUUUAUUUUGAAAGAGUUCGUUUCAGAUUUUAAAUUUUGCUCUAAGGAUUUUUUUUUUGGUAAUAUAUACAAAAAUAAAGAGCACUUAAAACAUGUAACCACCUUCUAGGAAUAGGAAGGGUCUUGACAUCUUUCAAGCCUCCAUCUAACAGUACAUACUAGUUACAAAAUUUCUGAAUACUCCAAGUAGCUUUCUUUGAAUACUUCAAGUGAUCUCCUGCUGAAUCUGCGCUACAGCUAACUCUGUAUUAACAGUUUCUUGCUUUCAAGUGUGGUAUAUGGCUGUGCCUCAGAAAGCAGCUCAAUUCAGACCUAUUGCAUGUUGUGAUGUUAUCUAUAAAUACAUUUCCAAGAUGAUUUGUAAGAGAUUGAGGAAAGCAGAAUUGUUCCAAUAGUAGCUGAGAACCAGGCUGCUCUUGUAGAGGCGAGACACCGGUGCAUAAUGUUCUGAUUGCUAAGACAUUACAAUAGGAAAACCUCACCCCAUGUAAAUAGACCUAAGAAAGGCCUAUGACAUAGUCAGCUGGGAGUUUAUUGAGGAAGCUCUGAGAUGAUAUGGUUUCCCAGACUCUUCUAUCUCAUCUACAAAGUUCACACUUAAGGUGAAUAGGUGUAUUUUGUUGCAUAGCUGUAUUAUUUAUUGCAAAAUAGAAAUAGUUUACUGCUUAUUUAUUGCGAAAGAGCUUGUUCAACACCAGAUUUAAAAGUAUGGCCCAGAUUUGUCUC
Messenger RNA from Nicotiana attenuata, 3007 nucleotides. Its product is annotated as F-box/kelch-repeat protein At3g06240-like. Gene Ontology annotation, molecular function: protein binding. Lineage: Eukaryota; Viridiplantae; Streptophyta; Magnoliopsida; Solanales; Solanaceae. The coding region runs from base 67 to 1179 and encodes 370 amino acids. The transcript has 2 exons. The record is from RefSeq and is a predicted model, not a curated record.